AUGUAUUGCUUUCUUACGGAUGGGCUGGCAACGUCUUCCCACGGCUUGAUACGGCUUGUGGUGUCCAAGGCCAAGCUGGCGCCGUCUGCAACGACCCGGGCAGUGGCAGCUCUUUCCUGCCGUGGGCUGUGCAGCCGGUUCGGCGCUACAUCUAGGCUGAAGCCGCUUGCGGCGACUGCGGCGCUGAGCCUGCCUCUGGCCGGCAGGCGGUCACUUUCGACAGAGGAGGCGCCUUGGACCACGACGGCCUCCGGCCUUCAGUAUCGUGACCUUUCUGUCGCGUGGAGCUGUAUGGAUCAAGACCAUCUUGAGACAUGUGCUCGACGUAGCCUGCAUCGCUCCCACGGGCAACUCGAAGAGUUCUGUCCACGUGGGGCCAUGAGCAUGCAAAAGUCUCGAAGUUUGCCAAGACUCCCUGGUCCAGGUCAACAAAAAUUUCCUCGCAUACGAGUGGUGCAUCGCCUGGAUCCUGCACACAUCGCCUUGCGAGAGCAGAGGCUCGGGAUCCAGCUGACGGAAAAGAAGGAGACGAGGCCGAGGACGCCCUCCGUCGUUUUCGGGGAGAUCGAGGAGAUGUUGGCCCAGGAGAAGAUCUCUUGGAGCAGCAAGGAGCGAAGAGUCUUGCUCGCCGACCAAAUGGCCAACACGCUGGAUGUGGCCUCGAGAGGGGCAAAGGCGGCAGCAAAGCUGAAUCAACCGGCUGCAGAGGUGGAGAUUGUCAUUCCCAAAGAACCAGAAGAAGUUUUUGAGAACCUCGAUUCCUUUGUUCCCGACUCUGUCCCGAGGAAGCUUGCAGAAGCGUUGGAUGAAUGUUCUGUGAGCAUGGGCAACCUUUUGGAGGAGGUGGCCAAAACGGAUUCGAUGCUGCAGCGGGACCUGGAGUCAGAGUUCUGGCAGGAGGACGAGAAGGUCGUCGAGGAGACACCUGCAGAGGUUGUCGCCAGAGAUCCGGGGCCAGCUCUGCUGGCUGCUCGGGAGGUGCCGGCGCUCUUCAAGGACAUCGAAGCUCAUCUUCCAAGAUCAAAGCUUCGGUCUGCUGGUGCUGUUGACCUCCACCGCUACCUCGAGGAGAACUUCGAGGGAGCUUUGGAACGCCGAGAUGACGGCAUGCAGUGGGUGCACCGGGUGAUGCACCGGAAGGACAGAGUUCCUGGUCAGUCUGUCUGGACCAAGAAAGCGCUGCAGCUUCUUGACUCCGAGCGCUUCGAGAGGCGGCUGGAGCUUGGUCUCGGCGCGGUCGUCGGGGAAGGCGAAGCCCCGGUCAAGGGACAAAAAGUGAAAGUGCAUUACACAGGCAAGCUGGAGAACGGACAGGUUUUUGAUUCAUCCAUUCCAAGGGGCGAGCCCUUGGACUUUAAUGUCGGCAAGGGUCAGGUAAUUGCUGGUUGGGAUGAAGGCAUCUUGACGAUGAGGGUGGGUGGAAAGAGGGAGCUGAAGAUUCCACCAAAGCUGGGCUAUGGAAGCCGAGGCAUAGGUCCGAUCCCAGGCAAUGCCACGCUCUUCUUUGAGUGCGAGCUCGUCGGACUCGGCUCCCAGCCUAGACCUGAAAACGAACAGAAGGGAGAGGGAGAUGUGAACGUGCGAUUGAAGGCCUUGCACGUGCAGCGGAAUGGGCAGGCUGGUAUCGUCGAGGAUUAUGUGCGGACGAAACAGCGCUGGCGAGUGCGUCUGCUGAUUAGUGGAAAGUCGCACGACUUCAAAGCAGAAAACCUGGAGAUUGAGGAGGCCGCCGACAGGCCGCCGCCCGCAGACUGGGUUGGCCCUGACCUUGAGGCAGAGUUGGAGAUCCAGCCAAAGGUUGCUUACAAGGAGGUUGCAGAAGAGCCGCUGAAGCUCACAGCCUUGGCUGCAGGCUGCAAAGUAAUGCUUCACGGUCUCAAGGCAGCCCCAGAGCUGAAUGGCCAGAGGGGCGAGGUGGAAUCUUUCGUGUCGGAGUCUUCGCGCUGGCGGGUCAAGCUAUUGGGCGGCAGCAUCAAGGACCUCAAGCCCGACAAUCUCCGGCCCUUGUCCGCCGGUGAGCUGGACGCGUCCGCCACUGCUUUGUCCGAGCUCGAUGCUCUCGAAGCCGAUCUCGGCAUCGAUUUCGCCGCUGCACCCGGAGAUGCUUGCGGGCCCGACGGAAGGUUCGUUAUUGAAGACAAGCUUGGGGAAGGCACCUUUUCAACGGUGUUCCGAUGUCGGGACACCUGCGCUGACAACGCAAAGUAUGCUGUGAAAUUCACCAGGUCGAACGAGCAAACCCGCAGGGCCUUGGAGCGUGAGAUCAAGAUCAUGGGCCAAUUGAUCGCCAAGGUGGGUGAACGGGACCCCGAAGGCAUGCGCGCCAUCUUGACACUGGCCUUCUUCGAGGGCUUCAAACACAAGGGUCGCCUGGCCGCUGUCUUCGAGCUCAUGAAGUGCAACUUGCGGACUGCACUGGCCAAGUAUGGUGCUGGCAAGGGACUGCCCCUCCUGCCCACCGUCCGGGACUUCGGCCGGCAGCUGUUCCUGGCUUUGCGAGUGUUGAGGCGUGCUGGUUUGAUUCACUGCGACGUGAAGCCUGAAAACCUGCUACUUGGCGGUGACAACGCCACAAUCAAGCUGAGUGAUUUCGGAAGCUGCCAGGGCUUGGAGCAGCGCUUGAAGUCCGAUCAGCUCAUGCCACGAAACUACCGUGCUCCGGAGAUCAUCGUUGGGCUGGACUACGACUAUUCAGUGGAUGUUUGGAGUGCUGGCGCCACAUUGUUUGAGCUUGCUACCGACUCGGUGCUGUUCCAGGGUGAGACGAACAACGACAUGCUUCACGCGAUGUUCAAAGUGUGUGGGUCAUGCACGAAGUCCUUCGCAAUGAGUGGGACCUUCACACACAAUCAUUUCAGCGCCAGCGGCGAGUUCCUGAAUGCCAAAGGUGAUGUGGCCAUCAAGUCGGCCAACCCACGUGUGGUACCGCUGGACGCUUUCGAUCCGCCCAGUCGUCCGCUACGGUUCCUGCUGGAGGAUGUGCUGAAGCGACCGCCCAAGGGUGUGACUGCAAGCCGCCACGAAGGCCUGGUCAGCCACUUCUCAGAUCUGCUCAGCUCGUGUCAGCGCAUAGCUCCAGAAUCGAGAGUGACGGCUGAGUCAGCAUUGGGCCACAAGUUCUUCCAAAAGGGAAGUGUCGUGCAGCUCGGUUUCAAAAACACGCAUGAGGUCCUUGAUGAGCCGACUUCUCGGCAAAGUGAGCUGACCGAGCUAAUGGGUUGA
Messenger RNA from Symbiodinium necroappetens, 3222 nucleotides. NCBI's taxonomy places the organism in Eukaryota, Dinophyceae, Suessiales, Symbiodiniaceae. The record is from the annotation of a GenBank genome assembly.